AUGGCAGCACAAGAGUACGAGAAGGAGACGCUGGAGCGCAUAGAGACGACUUCAGAUGCUGAGACCCCUGGCGUACAAAAACACAAUCCCCUCGAUAAGGUUGAGACUCAUGAGACUCUCGCUGCUGUCGACAUAGAGAACCACCAGGCUUUCAAGGGAGACGAUUCAGAUGGCAAAGUCCAUUGGACUGUGAAGAAGCUUCUGGCUGCAGCCUUCUUGUCAAUGCUCUAUACCGGCUCUCAGAUUCCGUUGUAUUUCACUGGCGGUACUUUAAUCUUCAUCGCCGAGGACCUCAACGCCCACGACAUCAUUGGCUGGUUGCCAGUUGCAAAUACUCUAGCCAUUGCUGCUGUAUGCCCUUUUGUAGGAUACUUGCAAGACCUAUUCGGCAAGCGAAGCAUUGCACUUUUUGGAGCAACACUUCUGUGCGUUGGGUGCAUUGUUCUUGGGACUUCCCAUCAACUUGGCCAAGCUCUUGCGGGAAUGGCUCUCGCUGGUGCAGGUGCUGGGAUUGGUGAGUUGACCGGUCUAGCUGGCCUGGCCGAAGUCGUCCCUGUACGACAUCGUGGGUACAGUCUGGCCAUCCUCACAGCUUUCGUUCUCCCAUUCUGCCCUUACGUUAUGUACAGCGAGCUCUUCUCUACGAGAGGGUCAAACCCCACAUGGCGAUGGGGCUCUUGGAUUUCGCUCAUCUAUAACGCUGUCACUCUUGUCGGUCUUGCUGUCUUCUACUUCCCCCAUGGACACCGCCGAGGCGAUGGUCUCAAGAAGAUUGAGAUCCUGAAGCGAAUUGACUACGUCGGAGGCUUCCUGUCGAUUGUCGGUCUAGUUCUCUUCCUUGUUGCACUUCAAGCCGGUGGUUACACACACCCCUGGACCUCCGCUUACACUCUCUGCACCCUUCUCAUUGGCAUCGCUCUCCUCCUGACAUGGUUCAUCUGGGAAUGGAAGUUCGCCCGCCACCCCAUGGUUCCUUUCGAGCUCUUCCAAGGCCAGCGUGUCGUUGGUUUAUCCUUUGCUGUUGCAUUUGUGGCUGGAAUGAACUUCUUUUCGCUCUUAAAUUUCUGGCCAUUGACGAUAUCGAACGUGUGGAGCCCCAAUCCGGUCUCUAUUGGUUGGCGAGGACUUCCGGUGGGUCUUUCAACUGCCGUUGGUGCUAUCAUCUGGAAUGCUCUCUUAAGCACGUGGAAAGGUGGUUCCAAAUGGGUGCUGUUCCUGGUAAGUUCCAUGACGCCAGAGAACGUCUAUCAGUCCGUCACACUCGCCGCCUUCGCAGCCUUCGGCCUGGGGGGUGUUAUCGUUCCUGCCGCUACAGUCGCCAUGAUCGCAGCUCCGGAUGCUCUAAUCACGACCUGCGCCGCAUUGUCCCUCUCCGUUCGUGCGGUAGGCGGUGCCAUCGGAUACUCGAUCUACUACAGCGUCUUUGUCAAGAAGUUGACCAAGAGGCUCCCCGUUCUCGUUGCAACAUACGCAAUUCAGGCAGGGCUUCCAGCUUCCAGUGCAGAACUCUUUGUCGGCACGUUCCUCACUGCACCGGCUAACGCAUCGGCGAUUCCUGGAGUCACCGAGGCAAUUCUUGGUGCUGCUUUGACUGGUACCCAGUGGGCUUACGCUGAGGCUUUGCAUCUCGUUUGGUAUGUGAGUAUUGCUUUUGGAGCAUGCGCCAUGGCUUGUGCCUUGGGCAUUCCGAACACCCGCAAGUUCGAGACAAACAGGAUUGCGGUUGCUCUGUGA
Zasmidium cellare ATCC 36951 is the source of this 1734-nucleotide messenger RNA. RefSeq lists its product as uncharacterized. The transcript has 7 exons. The record is from RefSeq and is a predicted model, not a curated record. Lineage: Eukaryota; Fungi; Ascomycota; Dothideomycetes; Mycosphaerellales; Mycosphaerellaceae. Gene Ontology annotation, biological process: transmembrane transport. Gene Ontology annotation, molecular function: transmembrane transporter activity. Bases 1 to 1734 code for a protein of 577 amino acids.